Messenger RNA from Klebsormidium nitens, 1280 nucleotides. Lineage: Eukaryota; Viridiplantae; Streptophyta; Klebsormidiophyceae; Klebsormidiales; Klebsormidiaceae. The record is from the annotation of a GenBank genome assembly.
GGUAGCUCCAGUCUCCAGCCCUGACUCCUGAGGCUGCGCAGGGCGGCAGGGCCAGCACAGUCGAGUCUCGAGUCCGCCAUUAGAAGCGUAUCUGCUAGUCUGUUGCUCGCCAUGGCGCUCUCUGCUGCUGCUCGCCUGGGUGCUGCUCCCUGCCUGCGGGGGCUGGCCUGUCCGGAGGCGCAGCUGCCGUGCAAGCAGCUCUCCCCUGCUUACCUCGGCGCCUUUGGGUGCCCCCCCCAGUGUCCGUCGCCGUUUCGCCUGCGGCGCCCAGUGCGGCAGUCCCGCUGUGUUGCUGCCGCUGCUGCCAGCGCUGGCAGCAAUCCUUUUGCGGCGCAGAUGGGGAGUGCAGCAGAGGCGCAAGCGGAGGGGCUGCCGCGUGCUGCGUAUGGGGGCGCGCAACAGCAGGGCGGGGCGGACCCCAUGACGGCCCUUCUGCGGCAGCGGGUGGUCUUCCUGGGGAAUCAGAUCGACGACUUUGUGGCGGACACCAUCAUUGCGCAGCUGCUGCUGCUGGACGCCACCGACCACAAGCGCGACAUCCGGCUGCUCAUCAACUGCAGCGGGGGCAGCCUCAACGCGGCCAUGGCCAUCUACGACGCCAUCCAGCUCGUGCGCGCCGACGUGUCCACCAUCGCCCUCGGCAUCGCCGCCUCCACCGCCGCGCUCGUCCUCGCAGGCGGGACGCAGGGCAAGCGGCUGGCCAUGCCCAACACGCGCAUCAUGAUCCACCAGCCGCUGGGCGGCGCGAGCGGGCAGGCGAUCGACGUGGAGAUCCAGGCCAAGGAGAUCAUGUACCACAAGGCCAACGUCACCAAGAUCAUGGCCGACAUCACGGGGCGGCCCGCGUGGCAGGUGGAGCUGGACACGGACCGCGACCGCUACAUGUCGCCCAUCGAGGCCAUGGAGUACGGCAUCAUCGACUCCGUCAUUGACAAGGAGGCCAUCGUGCCGCUGCGGCCAAUGCCCGAGAAAGUGGCCCCGCGCGAAAUUCGGCUACCCCUCUUUCUUCGGUGAGGAGCGAUAUGGGGAGGGGGUCUUCCAGAUCAGCCACAUAAGACUGUUGGGAUGGCUAACACAUCUUAUGUUGACUUUUCAUAUUGUACAGUAGGGAUGAUUAUAGUUCCAGGUCUUACCAUCUGCAACCAUUGUGAUGUAUCGAUUGAUACAACAAUGUGUUGCAGCAACGCAUUCCGAAGUUCAAGGGAGUGCACUGUUAUUAAACAUUGUAUUGAAUAACGUGCACGAUAAGUUGGUCAUAUUCUGCUCUAGUUUGACAGCCG